Exophiala dermatitidis NIH/UT8656 is the source of this 2628-nucleotide messenger RNA. Its product is annotated as glycerol kinase. Gene Ontology annotation, molecular function: glycerol kinase activity. Bases 385 to 2037 code for a protein of 550 amino acids. The transcript has 4 exons. Gene Ontology annotation, cellular component: mitochondrion. NCBI's taxonomy places the organism in Eukaryota, Fungi, Ascomycota, Eurotiomycetes, Chaetothyriales, Herpotrichiellaceae. The record is from RefSeq and is a predicted model, not a curated record. Gene Ontology annotation, biological process: glycerol metabolic process; triglyceride metabolic process; glycerol-3-phosphate biosynthetic process.
CUGCUUCGCGAUCACUGGCGAUUCCCUGCUGUCCCCGCACCCACAUCUCGUGCUAACUACUGUGGUACUGCUAACUGCUCUGUCCCAGACUCUGCCAUUCCCACGAAGGAGGACACAGAUGAACCCAAUGCUGCUAAAAUCACCGACCCAGAAAUUCCUCCCAUGCCUCCCGCAGUGCCAGGCGCGAGGGCCAGCUCUAGCUCCAGCUCGCGGGAGCCACUAACUUCCCAUGCCCACGUUGCCUGCGACCCUGUUAUAUAAUAUCUCGUGCCGCCGCUUCUCCCUGCCCUGUUCUGCCCGCACUUUCUGAGGCUCCUCGUUCCAUGCCCUUGCUAUUAUCCCACACAAGCAGUUGAGUAUCCUUCUCUCAAUACCUGGUCCAAGAUGGCCGGAACCGGGAACAAGACCUUCGUAGGUGCAAUCGACAAUGGCACGACCAGCUCGAGAUUCUUGAUUUUCGAUCAAUCUGGAACCCCAGUAGCAUCGCAUCAGAUAGAGUUCAAGCAAAUACACCCCUAUUCAGGGUGGCAUGAACACGACCCCAAUGGGCUUGUUGACACCGUCAAAGAAUGCAUAGAUAAAGCCUGCGAAGAGUUCGAGUCUAAAGGAUACUCACUCUCAGACAUCAAAGCCGUUGGGAUCACCAAUCAACGAGAGACAACCUGCGUGUGGGAUAUCAGAACUGGCGAGCCACUUCACAACUGCAUCGUGUGGACGGAUACUCGUACGCACAGAAUCGUCCAUGAGUUGCAACACCGCGAAGGGGCCGAUGAACUUCAGAACCUCUGCGGUCUCCCCUUAUCGACGUACCCUUCAUCCACUAAACUCCUCUGGUUACUCAAGCAUGCCGAGAAUGUGAAGAAGGUCUAUGAGGAAGGUUUCCUUGGUUUCGGCACAGUGGACACUUGGCUGGUCUAUAAGCUGAAUGGUGGUACCAAAGCCAACGUCCACGUAACAGACCCGACGAACGCCUCGCGAACGAUGUGGAUGAACAUCCAUAAGCUUGAGUAUGACGACAAGCUGAUUUCCUUCUUCGGACUGGAUGUUAAAACCCCUAAACUUCACCUUCCCAAGAUCGUCCCAUCUUCCGACCCAGAGGCCUAUGGCAAGCUUGACAGCACGAAACUGAAAGGCACCAGGAUCACUGGGUGCCUCGGCGACCAGUCGGCCGCCUUGGUCGGUCAGUGUGGCUUCACCCCUGGCCGGGCAAAGAACACUUACGGUACCGGCUGUUUCCUACUGUACAACGUUGGCGAGAAACCUGUGAUCAGUAAGCACGGGCUGCUGGCAACUGUCGCAUACGAUUUCUCAUCCCAGGGCAUCAAACCGGUUUAUGCGCUCGAAGGCUCGAUCGCUGUGGCUGGAUCUUCAAUCAAAUUCCUCAUGAACAAUCUGGGAUUUUUCCGCGACGCGCACAAGGUAUCAGAACUGGCACGAACGGUGCCAGACAAUGGAGGCUGCGUUUUCGUGACAGGCUUCAGCGGCCUGUUCGCCCCCUACUGGUUCGACGAUGUCCAAGGAACGAUCUGGGGCCUUACGGCUUACACAGAACGGGGACACAUUGCACGUGCGACAUUGGAAGCCACGUGUUUCCAAACGAAAGCAAUUCUCGACGCCAUGGAGAAGGAUGCCGGCGUCAAGCUGGCCGAGCUUGCAGUUGACGGCGGCAUGAGUAAUAGUGAUUUGUGUAUGCAGAUUCAAUCCGAUGUAGCCCAAAUUCCCGUUGAUCGACCGCGCAUGCGGGAGACGACCGCGUUGGGCGCAGCUAUUGCGGCCGGCUUUGCGGUGGGAGUGUGGAAGUCAUUUGACGAACUGAAAGAAAUCAACAAGGAAGAGCGAUUCGUUUUCAAGCCCAAGAUCUCCCAGAGAGCCAGUGAUAAGAUGUACAACAAGUGGAACAAGGCCGUGACUAUGUCCAAGGGCUGGACAACUGAGGAGGAUGAUGAAAAUGAAAGUGAAGCAGGCGAUCACCCUGAUGAUGAAGUUUUGGAACAGACCGUUACGAAGGACGAGUAUGGAAGAAGCAGAGAUGAUUGAGAGGUGCUUGUCCCCAUUUACCGGUACCUUGGAAGGAUGACCACAGGCGGAUCUUAACACUCGUAUCUCUGAGGUUCGGCCUUUUGCCAUUCCUUUGGCAAUGUCAGGGUAGCCUUCUGGCGGGCUGAGACACUCUUUCGAUGCAAAUGAGCCGCAGUUGGUUAUCGACAUAUGGAUAACGUGCGGAUUCAAUGGUUGAUGAACAGAAGAGGUGGUUGUCACAUUGCAUUGUAUUUUAGAAGUUCAAGCUGCCUCAAGGGCGGGACUUUGGACUGUGAGCGAAUUAUCUAUUUCGAUCAAGCAUGUCCAUUGCCCUGCUGUUUCGUGUUUUGAGUCGCCUCAAAGGAUUCUAUCCUAGUCUCCCAGUCUCUUCGCAGAAGCUCCAUCUCCUUCCAGGCAUGCGUGGCUUGUGCAAUGAAAUCCUCAACAUCUUCUGGAGUCGCGUCCAUUGCGCCCGUUUUCCGUCCCACAUGGCCUGCCCACCACGUAUCUCUGAACGGUCUACCGGUUCCAUCAAGACCCCAGCCCUCGACGUCACUGACGCGGACCGACGACCUGCCGAGCCGAUCACAUGCGGAGCCCCAUUUACAC